AUUCAAUCACAAUAUUUAUAAUUUAUGAUUCAUGUCUUCUACACAAGGCCAACAAGAAGAUGGUUUUUGGGAUACGGACGAAGAACCAAGAAAGGAAGAUAAACCCGACUCUCUGGAAGCCGAGGAAACUAAACCAGAGUACAAGUUCUUAGAAAAUGAAGCAAGUGACUCGUCAAACGUUGAAGAAGAAGAAAACACGAAACGUGAUAAAGUUGCUGGAGAGAAUUCUUCAGAAGAGGAAGAUAGUAGUGAAGACGAUGCGGAGGAACUAAACGAAUAUGAAAAGGACGACUUUUUGGUGGAAGACGGAGAAGAAGAAGAAGAGGAGGGUAAUUUGGAGACCGAAGAUUCGUCCUACAAGGAACAUGCUCCUAAAGAAGAAUUAUCCCCAAAGAAGAGAAGAGAAAGAUUGGAACUAGCAGAAGGAGAUUAUGAACUUUUGGAAGAGGCAGGAGUAAGAGUUUCGAGAGGUGGAAGGAGAUUGAAACGAUUACGUAAGGCAGGUGGAGAACUCCCUGUAGGUUCGGAAGAGCCAGAGCUUGAAGACACUGAAGAUAGGAAGCGAGCGAAAUAUUUGGAAGACGAUGAGGAAGAAAUAAGUGACGAAGAGGAUGAUCUCGACGACUUCCUUGAAGAUAAGAGUGGUCGUUUGAAACGAAGACGUAGCAGAAACUCUGCUUUACCUGAAGGAGUUAGUGAAAGAGCAGUUCGAUUAGCUCGUGAAAUCUUUGGAGACGAUGAAGAAGAAUACAAAAUUUCAAGUUCACUGUUCAUGGCUCCCGAAGGUUUAGAAGAAGAAGAAGAAGAAGAAGAUAGAGACGCAGCUGCUACGGAAGCAGAAACGAGCAAAGAAAGGGAGACUAAGAGCAAACUAACUGAAGAAGAGAAGCAGUUAGAUUUGGAUCGAGAGAUAUGUACAAAGGAUAUUCCUGAGUAUAUUCAAGAGCAUUUCGGUGAGGAUAGGGUGCCUUGUACGUCGACAGAAGAGUUGACGGAAGAGGCGUCUUGGAUUUAUCAAAGAGCAUUUGAAAUGGAUGAUAGAUUUGAUCAGUUUCAGAAGGAAGAAAUUAUCAAAAAGAUAUCAGCAUUGUUGUCGUUUGUACACAUCGAACAGUUUGACAUUCCCUUUAUUGCGAUAUAUCGUAGAGAGUAUCUAAGUCCGGAGCUGUUGAAGGUUUUAGAGUCGAGUUCGAUACAACAGCGUCAGGAUGACUGGAAAUACAUAUGGAGAGUGCUUGACUGGGAUGUGCAGUGGUAUCGUUUCAAAACAAGGAAAUUAAAGCUCCAAGAUGAACUUGCUAUUGUUUCCGAAAAUUUAAGUGAAGAAGAAAAAAAGUUAUCGGAAGCCAUAAAGGAAUCGCUACAUUUUACUCAAGACGAAGAAGAUUUAGCAGAUAUUGAAGCAGGCUUAAGGCUUUGUUAUAUAUGGAAUUCUCUCAACUCCUCUACAGAAGAGGAGAAGAAAUCUCAAAGAGUGACGGCGAGACCCAAACAACGAGAUAAAUAUACUACAAUUUGCAAACGCGGAUGGAAAGAAUUCCUUAACCAUUUUGUACUCACGCCAUUUCAACUCGCAGAAAAUGUUUCAACUAUGUAUCAAAAAUAUGUUCAGUUGAGUUUGAACAAGACGCCAUCAGAACUUGCGACCGAAUGGUUGACUUCAAGAAAUGAAAACAUAGAUAUUCUUGACAAUUUUCUUGAUAGUUGCCGUUUUCUAUUUAUACGCGAACUUUCCGUUGAUCCCCGUUUCCGCUCGACCGUGCACAGUUUUUUAAGAAAGGAAGCCUUGUUGACGUCAAAACCGACUCUGAAAGCUAUCAGUGAUCUGGAUGACUUCGAUAGAUUGAAACCAUGUUGUUCUAUUUAUCAAAAACCUAUCCAAAGAUUAUUGAAACCUAGCAGCGAAUUUUCAAUAGUGGCUUAUUGUAGAAAGCUUGGUUACACUUUGAUAGAGAUUGAAGUUGAUAGGAAAGCUCUUAGGGACUUCAUUGAAGAGUUGAAAACAUUGGGGCGUUCAGAAGGACUCUCCAGGUAUUCUACCGAAUGGAAUCAGGAGAUUGAAACUAUUAUAGAAGAAUCGGUUCGUCGAGUUAUUUCAGAGCAAUGUCGGGAAUUGGAGCUUUGUUUGGAAAAGCGAUCAAAUCUGUUUCUUCGGGAAGAGUUUCGACAAGAAGCUGAAACUAUUUUGAGCCUCGGACCAAUAUCUAAAUAUAUUGGGUUGAAUAGCAAGAGUCGCAUAAUUUCUUUCUUUUUGAGUGACAUUUUUUCGAAACAAGUGGUACAGGGGGAACUCAAGUCCCAAGAAGUUGCAAAUUUUAACAAAUAUGUCGCUGUGGGUGCAAACCUUUCAAAAGAAGGAGAAGUGGAAGAAGUUUGUACCUUUUCUAUAGGAGUUUCACAUGGAGGACAAAUUAAUAUUGCGGAAAACUCCAAAGAGAAGUUGAUACACUUUCUUGUACGAGGUCGACCGGACUACAUUACAAUUGGAGUUGGUAAAUCCAAACAUGCUACUUCAGGGCUAAAGCAACAAUUAGCCAAUGUCUGGUCACAAAUACUAAAAGUAGAUGAAGUUUCCGACUCAGAACAGAAUGCAUCAGAACAGCAAGACAAGCUAUCAUCCUGUCUAUCCAAAAUAUUUCUUGUAAGUGAAGCUGUACCGAUGGUCUAUGCUUCUUUGCGAAGUGAAGAACAAAAAGAGCAGUCAUAUGCACGACGAAUGGCUAUUGCUAUUGGAAGAUUUGCACAGGAACCUUUGGUGGUUUAUGCGGCAAUUGCGUGUGACAUUUCUUCCACAUCGUCCUUAGAAGUUCAUCCAUUCCAAAAUAUACUGAAUGCUUCAGAACGAGAAUUUGUAUUUAGACAAGCAAUGAUUUUUGCUACUUGUUGUUAUACUGGAGUAGAUAUCAAUCGAAUCAUCAUUUAUGACCAUCUCCGACCUCUUUUGAAUCAUAUCGGUGGUUUGGGACCAAAAAAGGCAGUAGUCAUUUUAGAAAGGUUAAAGGAGCUGUAUCAUAUACACGGCGGAAAAGCUUUGUUGUCCAGAAAGGAAAUUAUAGCUAACCAAAUUUUAGAUAAGCGAGUAUUCUUUUCUGCAGCUGGAUUUGUGAGAAUUGUGGAUCCGUUUGGAGACAAGGGCAAAGAUAGCAGAGGUAAACAGCGAAAUCGUGCAAAGGGACAAAGGAAGAAUGAACUGGCUGUCAAUCCUUUGGAAAAUUCUCGUGUCCAUCCAGAAAAUUAUGGCAUAGCCAUGAAAAUUGCGGAAGAAGCUCUUCGCGGAGAAAGUGAGGAGCAAGAACACUCAGAUAGUGAUAUUGUAAAGGUUAUAUCUGAAGUUAUGAAAAGGCCUCAUUUACUAGAAGAGUUAGAUUUGGAAGCCUAUGCUGAUCACCUGGAAAAGUUGGGGAGAGGAAAAAUGCAUGACACUUUGCGUAUUAUUUGUGAAGAAUUCGAAAAUCCUUAUCGAGAUUGGAGGAAAAUCCCCAGCCCACUAACUUCGAAGGAUUUAUUUUAUAUCAUUACAGGUUGUACUCCAGAUAGACUUCGUUGUGGAGCUUCUGUGGUAGCAACAAACUGUCGUCCUAAUGCAGCUGGGACUGGAAUUGUGUGUCAGGUGGAGGGAGAGAUUCGUGGUUAUAUUCAUCGAAAUGAAAUAUUUGAUGAACAAGUGUCUUCCAACUUUGACUUGGGAGAGUAUCUUAAUCAAACCAGCACUUUACCCUGUAGAGUCCUUAGUGUCAAUUAUGAAAAAUUCGAGCUGAAAUUGUCUUGCAGACCUUCUGUGCUUCGAAAUCCCAAAAAGAUUCCUGAGUACAAGGAACCAGAGUUCAAAGCAGAUCCUUUCUUUUUGGACUUUUCUUCUAAUUUUGAUCCUCUUCAACCAGACAAACAACCGAUGACCGCAGAUGAUGUACAGAGAGAACGAAGUCGAAGAAUGGAAACUCGUAGAAAAGCUAGUUUGGCCACGAGUUCUCAUCCUUUAUUUAGAAAUGUUUCGGGAAGCAAAGCAAUUCAGUUGUUGGAUCAAACCUCACCAGGAGAGAUUAUCAUUAGACCCAGUAGUCAUUCACCCGAUGUUGUUGUACUCUCUUUCAAAGUUGCAGAUGGUUUGCCUGUUGUACACUUGGAAGUCCUGGAACAACAACAGACAUAUCGUGGAAGGGAAACAAGUUUGUAUUACAUAGGACAAGAGAAAUUUGAAGCCUUAGAUGAAGUCAUCGGUAGAUACGCUGAGCCGGUUUUGGCAAACCUACAAGAAGCCUUGCAACAUCGCAAGUUUAUUGUUGGUGAUGAAGAGACUUUGGAACAGAAUUGUAAGCAGCAAAAGAUGACGGAGCCACAAAAGGUUGCCUAUUGUAUAGGCAUGAGUUUUCGUUAUCCUGGACGUCUUGUGAUUGCUUAUUUACCAGGAAGAUCACAUGUCAUACGAGAAAUAAUAACUGUGCUUCCACAAGGGUAUCGAUUCCGCAAACUUAUUCAUGCUGACAUGAAUUCCUUGAUAGAUUGGUUUAAAGACAACUUUAAAACAUUGUUAGCACGUCCUCCUGAAACUGCGAGGCUUCAAUGAAGCAUCCAUAGAUAAUACUCCAAGGAAAAUGAGAACGACCUUCUUUAUUUCCGAGGAAAUUUCCCCUCAUAUCAAAACAUGUUAUUCAACGCUCGUUAUAAACAGCAAACAAUGUCA
Galdieria sulphuraria is the source of this 4681-nucleotide messenger RNA. RefSeq names its product transcription elongation factor SPT6. NCBI's taxonomy places the organism in Eukaryota, Rhodophyta, Bangiophyceae, Galdieriales, Galdieriaceae. Bases 32 to 4564 code for a protein of 1510 amino acids. The record is from RefSeq and is a predicted model, not a curated record. Gene Ontology annotation, molecular function: histone binding; DNA binding; nucleosome binding. Gene Ontology annotation, biological process: transcription elongation by RNA polymerase II; positive regulation of transcription elongation by RNA polymerase II; transcription elongation-coupled chromatin remodeling. Gene Ontology annotation, cellular component: transcription elongation factor complex. The transcript is spliced from 2 exons.